Dictyostelium purpureum is the source of this 4605-nucleotide messenger RNA. RefSeq lists its product as uncharacterized. Gene Ontology annotation, cellular component: cytoplasm. Gene Ontology annotation, molecular function: protein binding. The transcript is spliced from 3 exons. The coding region runs from base 1 to 4605 and encodes 1534 amino acids. The record is from RefSeq and is a predicted model, not a curated record. NCBI's taxonomy places the organism in Eukaryota, Evosea, Eumycetozoa, Dictyosteliales, Dictyosteliaceae.
AUGGCCAGUAAUAAUACUCAACAAACUAUUAAUAAUAAACCACAAAUUAAAAUUUUUCCAAGUAAAUUAAAUAAAGAUAAUAAAAAUGCUAUUGAUUGGCAUUGGCAAAAUUUAGUAGCCUAUGGGUGUUAUUCACACGUUGUUAUUGUUGAUCCAUUUCAUUUGCAAGUAUUACAGACAUUAGAUGAACAUAGAUAUAAUGUUUCCAUUGUAAAGUGGUCAAACGACAUUUCUGUGUCAUCAACAACCUAUUUAUCAUCAAAUCCACAAAUCAAUAUUGGUAGUCAAUCACCACCACAAGGGUCACAGCAAUCAUCACCAUCACAACAAGCUCAACAACAAGCACAACAGCAUAAUAAUCUUAUUAGAUUAGCAUCAGCCGAUAUUAAUGGUCAUAUUUUAAUUUGGAGUGUUUUGGAUGCAAAUGUAUUAAUGUAUCUACCAAAUACCGAAUCCAAUCAUAGAUCAUCUAUCAGUGACUUGUGUUGGCAUCCCGACGAACCAGAUCUUUUGCUAGCAUUACAUACAAACUAUAUUAGUCUUUGGAAUGUUAGUAGUGGUGUUAAAAUUUGGAAGCGUGAUAUACCGGAUGGUUUCAGUGGUUAUUCAAUUCAAUUUGAUCCAUUUAAAUCUACUAGAGUUUUUUUAGCUACAAGUUUUGGUUGUAUUUAUAGUAUCGACGAGUUAACAACCAACACUAUACCUCAUUUAGAUUUCAAAUAUCGUAUCUCAAGUAAAAACUCCACACCCAUAAUUAAUCGUGAUUUAAAUCAACUAUCAACUCAGUGGACACAAAUUUUAAAUUCAACUUCUUCAGGUCAAUUAUCAUCAAGCUCUUCUCAAUCAGCCCCAACAAGUUCAGCUUCAUCAAAUACAGCACACUCCCAACAACAGCAACAUUUAGAUUUUAUUCAAAUGAAGUUUUCACCUUACAAUAAAAACUUGAUCUAUUUUGUAUUGCGUAGAGAAAUUUUCAUUUACGAUUCAACCACUAAUCAACUUUUUGGUAGUCUUGUAUUGGAUAGAAAUAAAAGCAAUUUUUUAAAGAUACUUUUGUGUAGAGACAAUCCAAAUUUAAUGUUUACUCUUCAUGAAGAUGGCUCUAUAACAUCUUGGAGCCGUCGUGUCGAUGGCUACAACUCUCACAAUUACGAUCAACUUAGCGUUUCAGAUUUAUCACACUAUUUGAAAAAGAGUAAGAAAAAGAAUCACCAAAUUUAUUCUUGCACCAACAGCCCAUUCUUUGAACAAACUAUUCUUUCAAUUUCUGGUGAUGGUAUUCUUUGGAAGUGGGAUUUCAUUUCUGAAAUUACAACAAAUGCAGCAUCAAAUCUCUUUGCUCCAAGGCUAUCACCUUUAUCCCCUGUGCCACUAAAUGGUGUUAUUAAAUUAUCCAUCUCUGGCUUUAAUGAAACAGUUUCAUCUCCAAAUACUUCAUUGUCUGUAUAUCCAUUCUAUAACAGAGCUAGUAUAUCUCUAAUUGCUAUAGGUACAGUUCAUGGAACAAUUCAAAUAGUUAACAUGUCCAAUUUAAAGGUUCAAAAAGAAAUUUUUGUUUGGAAUCGUCCAAUUUAUGGAAUUCGUUGGCUAUCUCCAGGAAGAGUAUUGUGUUUUUCAUUUGAAGAACCAGAAAAAGGAAACUAUAUAAAUAGUAUUACCUCUGUUGAUUUUAGAUCAGGUAGAAUUAAAGAGUUUAGAAAAGUAUCAGGACCAGAACCAACACCAAUUAGAGGAAUUAGGUUAUCAUUUUCAAGGAAAUUUUUAAUUAUAUUAUUUAAAGAUAGACCAUUCGAACUAUGGGAAACAAAGAAAUUUACAUGCUUAAGAUCAUUCAAACCAUUUGUUCAUAUUGUUGGAUUGGAAUGGCUUCCACCCAGAGAAGACUCUGAAGUUGAACUAUCUUCUGAUUUUAGUAAAUACGAGGCAAAAGAACAAUUUACAUUUAUUAUGCAAGAUGGAACCAUCAAGAAUUGUACAAUAGAAUCAAAUUCAGUAACUUUACAAGAUGUCCAUGUAGAUUUAGGUCCAUUACAAUCAUGCUUUGCAUCUAAACGUGAUUAUUUAGUUAGUGGUGAUAUGGGUGGUACAUUACAUUGUUGGAACAGUGCUAAAAAGAAACUACACACCUUUUCAACCCAUAGAGGUCCAAUAAAGAAAAUUAGAUUCUCUCCAAAUGCCUCAAGUAACGAAAUUUUAGUUCUUUUUUCAAAUGGUGAAUUUGGUAUCUGGGAUUUAAAUCUAAAUCAAAGAAUUGCUGUUGGUUCCUAUUUGUUAGAACGUGAUAUUAGAGCCAUCGAUUUUGAAUGGUUAACCGAAAAUAAUCCAAUGAUUGUUGGCUCAGAUCACAGUCUUAGAGUAUUGGAUCUUUCCCUAAGUGUUACCAAUUCAAGAUUUACAUUCUCUAGCUCUAUAGCUCAAUCAAUCUACUCAUCCGAUUCAAAUAGUGGCAGUGGUGGUUAUUUAUACUCUCCAAUUCUUUUACCAACUAUUCAAUAUUUACAAUUAAAGAACCUUUUAUUAAAUUAUAGAAUAUUCCUAUACUCUGACCCAUUAGAAGAAAGACAAGAUUUAAAUCGAUCAUACGACUCGACAUUCAUUAUAAAAGAUAAUAAUGAAAAAAAUCAAAAACUUUUAUCAUUAGUAGAUGAUAAAAUCAUCUCUAUUUUAUCAGGUCAGUAUAACAAUGAACCACAAUCACAGUCGCAGCAAGAGGAAGAAGGAGAACAAGAAAAAAAUAUUAGAAACAGCUCAUCUUUUAUUUACAAAACUAGUGGUAUAAGUAUUGCAGAGUCCAUUUUAACAGUAUCUCAGUAUUUUGGUGAUAGUAAAGAAAUAGAGUUUUGGAGAAUAUGUAUUUCAACACUCACAAGAAUGAAAAAUAGAACACAAAAUAACAACUUGCCAUUUUAUAAUCAAGAUUUAAUUGAAUUUUAUGACUCAUUACCAUGUGUACCACCAAUUCCAGUAGUUGAAACCAAUACUGCCACAAAUACAACAAAUUCAUUAUCACCCCAAAUUCAAAUUUCAAAUGUUAACAAUAGCAAUAUUAUAUCACCAAACCCAGCAAAUACAACACCAGUUUUAUUAACAGGUAAUACAAACUCUAAUGCUAUAAAUUUAAAUAAUAUACCACCACAACAAAUAUCAACCAAUACCCCAUCAAACUCUGUCUCACCAUCAAUUCAAUCAUCAACACCACAACCUUCAAACAAUGCUGCAACAACAGCUGCAAGUAUUUUAAAGAAACCAUUAGCAUCAUUCUUUGGUUUUGGCCAAAAAACUUCGUCACCACAACAAACAACCCAAUCAUCACCUCAACCAUCAUCACAAUCUGUUCCACAACAGCAGCAACAACAACCAUCCCAAAAUCAACCCCAAAAUAUAUCAAAUAAUCAACAACAUUCUGUAGCUCAAUCACCACCCUCAACUCCCUCAAAAGGACUAAACAAUAUUUUAUCUCCAUCAACAAUUUUCCCAAUUUUAUCUGUUGGUAACAAUACCACACCAAACCCAGCUACUACCUCUACACCAAACCCACUAUCUAUGUCACAAGUUUUUUCAUCUGUAGCAUCACAACUUAAUCAAUCGACAAUGGAUUUAGGGCUAUCAGAUGCCAGUAUGAACUCUGGUGGAUCAAAUACACCAUCACUUUACCUAUCACAUGAUUUAAAUAAAUCAAAUUGUCAUCCACGUGGAAACCAAGGUCAAAACUAUUUCCACCAAAAUACAUUACCAAAUUAUUACGAUAUAAUGUUAGAUCCACACAGCUUACGUUCAAUUGAAUUGGAUAAAGCAGAUUGUUACGAAAAGAAGAGACCAGAUAGCGAAUUAACAAAAAAACUCAUUGAAAAGAAUAUCUUACUAGGUAGAACUCCAAGAGCCGUUAAUCUACUUUUAGAUACUACCCCCGACCAUCCAGAUUUCUUUAAUCGUGCAAUGAAGGCAUGCGUUAUCUCUGCAUCAAUUUCGCCAGAAUACUACCAAAAUACAACCAAACUAAUAGCAGAGAAUUUAAUAGCAGUAGGCAAAUUAGAUGAAGGUGUUCAAUUCCUUUGCUUAAUUGGAAAAACUAUGGAAGCAUGCAAAUAUUUACAAUCAUGUGACCGUUGGUAUGACGCUGCAGUACUCUCAAAAACCAAUCUUUCCGAAGAAGAGCAUUUGGUAAUUUUUAGAGCAUGGAUCAAACAUUUAUUAUCAACUAAACAAAAACAAAACAUUCAACAAUCUAUUAACCUACUCUUAUCAAUUGGUGACUUUAAGAGUGUAGUUCAAAUUCUCUAUGAUACCCAACAAUAUGACAUUGCUUCGUUCAUCAUAGAUUGUUGUUUAGAGUAUGAUAUUUUAACAAUUCCAAGCUUUGACAACAAUGAUGACCAAGAUAACCAAGAGAAUGAUAUGGUAUCUUCCAUUUCUUUAGCCAUGAGCUCAUCAUUAAAAAUCAGUAUUUCAUCCUCAACAGGCAGUGGUAACAAUAUAUCUUUUAAAUUUAAUCAAUUGGUUCAAGUAAUCUUUAAAGAAUACGGUAAUUUACUUCACCAACUUGGUAAUUUCCAAGCUGCUCAAUAUUAUUGGAAGAAAGCAGGAAAAAAAGAUUUAAAUUUUUAA